AUGUCAGUAAAACUAUACUUCUUUCCAGAAGUUUCCACCCCUCUCAAACGGCCAGUACCUGAAAAAAGAAUGCUGAACAGAAUAGCUCACCUCCCCCUCCCCCACCCCGGCCCCCAACAGAACCCCCUCACCUCCCCCACACCUCCCCCACCCCGGCCCCCAACAGAACCCCCUCACCUCCCCCUCACCUCCCCCACCCCGGCCCCUCACCUCCCCCUCACCUCCCCCUCACCUCCCCCACACCUCCCCCACCCCGGCCCCCAACAGAACCCCCUCACCUCCCCCACACCUCCCCCACCCCGGCCCCCAACAGAACCCCCUCACCUCCCCCUCACCUCCCCCACCCCCACCCCGGCCCCCAACAGAACCCACAUUACUUUAUAA
Messenger RNA from Bolinopsis microptera, 384 nucleotides. RefSeq lists its product as uncharacterized. The record is from RefSeq and is a predicted model, not a curated record. The coding region runs from base 1 to 384 and encodes 127 amino acids. The transcript has 2 exons. NCBI's taxonomy places the organism in Eukaryota, Metazoa, Ctenophora, Tentaculata, Lobata, Bolinopsidae.